AUGUUUAUUAUCCCGGAAUUCAACCCCCAGUUGGACAGCCACGACCUGCCGCUAGCGUCGGUGGCGGCCAACAUCAUCACCUACCAGGGCCGCAUCAGAAACGUCUACGACGCCCUCUUGAUUUUGGAAGGGACAAGACUCGACAUCCUCCCCACCAUCAACCGGAGAUUAACGCCCCCCGAGCGCCAACAGUACAUCAAGCCGAACACCAUCUUUGUUUGGAAUGAAACCAAGUGCGGGAUGAAACGCUGGACCGACGGCAAGUUGUGGCUGGCGCUGAAAGUGUACCACGGCCAGUUUUUGAUUUACAAGCAAUUGGAUAAGGACAAAAACGUCAUGCCCAACGGGCUUAUCAAGCAGCUGUUUCUGGUGGUGAAUAAGCUUAACCACCGCCUCCAUUUGAUCUGUUACUAUCGCCAUGACGACCAGGCGCCGCCGCGGCGGCGCAAGCGCCGGCGCGUCGCGGCGCUGGCGCUGGGUGAAGCGCUGCUGGCGCUGCUGGAGCUGGACGACGCCGACGAUGAUGACGAGAUUAGCUUCCCCGGGGUGAGCGUCCCCUCGGAAGACGAGCGCUUAGCUCACCUAGAGCUACUGAGGGAGAUCUAUUCGGAUACGUUAUUGGCAGAAGUGCCCAAGCGGCGCAAAUCGCGGCGCCCGGCGCUGGCGCUGGCGUUGCUGGUACCAUCACUGUCGGCGCUGACGGCGGCGACCCCGGCGCUGGUGGCGCCAACGACAACGCCAAUGCUGCUGACGCAAACGACGACGCCGAUGCUGCUGACGCUGUCGGUAUUCUCGGCGCUGCUGGCGCUGAGUUGUGGCACCACUCCUCCGCCGUCGUUGGCGCAGACACUUAUGAUGUCGCCGCCGCCGGCGCUGGUGGCGCUGGUAGCGCUGAAGCCGCGGUCGCCGCCGGUGCUCCCCGUGCCGCUGGCGCCAGGGUUUCGCCAGAAGUACUCGCAACCCGAGGCCUCGGCGCUCCAAGUGUUGGACCGCACCUUCACCGCCUAA
This is a messenger RNA of Diutina rugosa, 1008 nucleotides long. RefSeq names its product Pth2p (gene PTH2). NCBI's taxonomy places the organism in Eukaryota, Fungi, Ascomycota, Pichiomycetes, Serinales, Debaryomycetaceae. The record is from RefSeq and is a predicted model, not a curated record. The transcript has a single exon. The coding region runs from base 1 to 1008 and encodes 335 amino acids. Gene Ontology annotation, molecular function: DNA binding.